Zasmidium cellare ATCC 36951 is the source of this 2223-nucleotide messenger RNA. RefSeq lists its product as uncharacterized. Gene Ontology annotation, biological process: vesicle-mediated transport; intracellular protein transport. NCBI's taxonomy places the organism in Eukaryota, Fungi, Ascomycota, Dothideomycetes, Mycosphaerellales, Mycosphaerellaceae. The transcript has 2 exons. The coding region runs from base 1 to 2223 and encodes 740 amino acids. Gene Ontology annotation, cellular component: membrane coat. Gene Ontology annotation, molecular function: clathrin binding. The record is from RefSeq and is a predicted model, not a curated record.
AUGGCGGUUAACAGAUUACGGAGCGCGCUGGGGACAGCGAGGAAAGGAGAGACGUAUGAGCUGCGCGCGGGCCUGGUGUCACAAUAUGCCUGGGAACGAAAGGAGUCGAUACAAAAGACCAUCAUGUCCAUGACGCUCGGGAAGGACGUCUCAGCCCUCUUUCCCGAUGUGCUCAAGAAUAUUGCGACCCCAGAUCUCGACCAAAAGAAGCUCGUAUAUCUGUACUUGAUGAACUACGCCAAGUCGCAUCCAGACCUCUGUAUUCUGGCGGUCAACACCUUCGUUCAGGACUCAGAAGAUCCUAAUCCCCUCGUUCGAGCGCUGGCGAUACGAACAAUGGGAUGCAUCAGAGUGGAAAAGAUGGUUGAUUACAUGGAAGAGCCGUUACGAAAGACGUUGAAGGAUGAAUCGCCAUAUGUGCGCAAAACAGCAGCACUUUGCGUGGCCAAGCUCUUUGAUCUGAACCCCACUCUGUGCAUCGAGAACGGCUUUUUGGAGACAGUACAAGAGAUGAUUGGCGACAGUAAUCCUAUGGUUGUUGCCAACUCAGUGACCGCUUUGGCUGAGAUCACCGAGACUUCACCAGAGACGCGAGCUUUACAGGUGACUCCCCAGACACUGAAAAAGAUGCUGCUUGCUUUGAAUGAGUGUACAGAAUGGGGACGAAUCACGAUCUUGACGACUUUGGCCGACUACAAAGCUAUAGACACGAAAGAGUCCGAGCACAUCUGCGAGCGAGUGAGCCCGCAGUUCCAGCAUGUGAAUCCUGCAGUCGUCUUGGCUGCGGUCAAGGCGGUCUUCAUCCACAUGCAACACAUCGAAAACACGCAACUCCACGCCACAUACCUCAAGAAGAUGUCUCCGCCUCUUGUUACACUCGUCUCAAGUCAGCCCGAGGUGCAAUACGUUGCAUUGCGAAACAUCGAUCUCCUGCUCCAGAAACAGCCCGGCAUCCUAGACAAAGAGAUGCGAGUGUUCUUCUGCAAAUACAACGAUCCUCCAUACCUCAAACUGCAAAAGCUGGAGAUCAUGGUGCGGAUAGCGAACGCUCAGAACGUGGAUCAGUUGCUGGCAGAGCUGAAAGAAUACGCGUUGGAAGUGGACAUGGACUUUGUGCGAAAGGCUAUUCGUGCCAUCGGCCAAGUGGCUAUCAAGAUCGAGGACUGUGCAGAGAAAGCCGUGAACGUACUUCUGGAGCUCAUCAACAGCAAGGUCGGCUACGUCGUUCAGGAAGUCAUCGUUGUCAUCAAGGACAUCUUCAGAAAGUAUCCCGGCUAUGAAGGCAUAAUACCGACUUUGUGUCAGUGCAUUGACGACCUGGACGAGCCGAACGCGCGAGGCAGCUUGAUCUGGAUUGUUGGCGAGUAUGCCGAGAAGAUUUCCAACGCUGGAGACAUCUUGGCAGGUUUCGUCGAUGGCUUCAAUGAGGAGUUCACACAGACGCAACUACAAAUCCUCACUGCUGUGAUCAAGCUCUUCCUCAAAAAGCCAGAUCAGUCGCAAGGCCUGGUGCAAAAAGUCCUCCAGGCUGCAACGGCCGAGAAUGACAAUCCUGACGUCCGCGAUCGCGCAUACGUUUACUGGCGACUCCUCUCUGCGGAUCCCAAUGCGGCAAAGAACAUCGUGCUUGCGCAAAGACCACAGAUCAACUCAACCAUACCUGUACUUCCAGGGCCUCUACUGGACAAGCUGCUACCAAACCUCUCGACGCUUUCAUCAGUAUAUCACAAGCCACCGUCAGCGUUCCUCGGUCAAGGUCGUAGUUCGGCGUUGCAAGAGGAAGCCAUCGAAGAAGCCAAACAGAAUGCGAGAGAGAAUCCUAUUGCGGCAGCAGCCGUAUCAGCAGCAGUUGCUGGUACGAGUGCACCGCAAUUACAAAACAACGCCGAAAACCUCCUCGACAUCGACUUCGAUGGUGCCGCUCCUGCAUCGUUGUCAAAGGCACCCACAAUGGGUUCAUCUGGUCUUGAAGGACUUGCGGGCACUCCACAAAGAGUGGAGAGUCCAGCUCUUACCUCACCCACGCAGCCUCCCACAUCGGGCGGCUUCGAAGAUCUCAUGGGUCUGGGUGAUGCAGGCCCAGCCACGUCGAGUGGUGGCAACCAAGAUUUGAUGAACGGAUUUGCAGGAAUGAGCAUGGACGAUCAACCUCCGCCGCCGCAGACACAGAUGAACGGCGGUGGUGGGAAGAAGACGAAUGAAGACCUUCUCGGGCUAUUUUGA